Molecule: messenger RNA, 1059 nt
Organism: Gossypium raimondii (Peruvian cotton)
Lineage: Eukaryota; Viridiplantae; Streptophyta; Magnoliopsida; Malvales; Malvaceae
Product: NADH-cytochrome b5 reductase-like protein
Exons: 14
Coding region: 1-1059 (352 amino acids)
Molecular function (GO): cytochrome-b5 reductase activity, acting on NAD(P)H
Source: RefSeq, a predicted model, not a curated record
AUGGCUAUUUUCUUUAAGAAACUGGCCAAAUCCACUUCAGCUUCCUUCAACACUGCAUUUGUAGGUAAACCCAAGUCUGGCUCUGCUGUAUUUAGCUUCUCGGCAAUUACAGAUAGGGCUGGUGGAUUCUCCACUUACUACUAUAUAUCAGAAUCAGAGUCAAAUUUUUGCGGACAUAACGAGUGUUAUUACGAUUAUUCGCGAACAGAUAUGAACUCAUUUACAAUUGGUCAUCUAGAUCAAAUCAAUGAGGAGACGGGUCCAAAAGUUGCUUUGAAGUCCGAUAAGUGGCUUGAAUUGCAAGAUAGUGCAAGGGUUAGUCACAACAGUCACUUGUUCAGGUUUUCGUUUGAUCCUGCUGCUAAAUUGGGUUUAGAUGUUGCUGCAUGCAUCCUUACAAGGGCGCCAUUAGGACAAAAUGCUGAAGGAAAAACAAAAUACGUCAUAAGACCGUUAGCCUAUGUUCCUAUAUCAGAUCCAGAUGCUAUGGGGCACUUUGACUUGUUAAUAAAGGUCUAUCCAGAAGGGAAAAUGAGUCAGAUUUUUGCUACCUUAAAACCGGGCGACGUACUUGAAGUGAAAGGGCCCAUUGAAAAGCUCAGAUACUCUCCCAAUAUGAAGAAACACAUUGGCAUGAUUGCAGGAGGGACAGGCAUAACUCCGAUGCUUCAGGUUAUUGACGCAAUUGUGAAGAAUCCUAAUGACAACACUCAGGUAUAUAUAUAUGUAUUUUCACUGCUUUAUGCCAAUGUCUCACCUGAUGAUAUACUGCUGAAGCAGAAGCUCGAUAUACUCGAAGCUGGCCACCCAAAUCUCAAGGUAUUUUACACUGUGGACAAUCCAACGAAGAAAUGGAAAGGCAGUACCCGUUACACUUCAAAGGACAUGGUCACAAAAGGCUUACCUGGUCCUAGUGAUGAUACUCUCAUCUUCGUUUGUGGUCCCCCUGGGAUGAUGGAACACAUAUGUGGUGGUAAAGCUAAAGACCAUUCACAAGGACAGUUAACUGGCAUACUCAAAGAACUUGGAUACACUGAGCAAAUGGUGUACCAGUUUUGA